Daldinia caldariorum is the source of this 1465-nucleotide messenger RNA. RefSeq lists its product as uncharacterized. NCBI's taxonomy places the organism in Eukaryota, Fungi, Ascomycota, Sordariomycetes, Xylariales, Hypoxylaceae. The transcript has 2 exons. Bases 180 to 1274 code for a protein of 364 amino acids. The record is from RefSeq and is a predicted model, not a curated record.
AGGUGCCCAGGCUGAAUUCCUAAUCCCCCAAAAUACCACAUCACCCCGCCUACCUACAAGUUAAAAGAACAUGGAGCUUCCCACGCCGCAGAAGCUGAAACGGCACUUCCUACAACAACUUAUCUAUGAAUUACUAUCUGGGGAAGCCUGGCUCGACCCGGUGUCCCUAUAAACCAUAAAUGCCUGGCGUGACAGCAGCGUCAGUAACGUCAGUCCGCAGAGGGUCGCGUGAGCCUCGCGAGGUUGCUGCGGUACGAUCAUAUCAGCAGCUGGCAGGUUGUAUACUAUGGCUACCUGCGAAAACCGAGUUACGAGAGGACUGCGGGUCCGAUAUUGAAGCAGACAGGUGCAACCAUCCCGUGGUGAUUCUAUCACCACAGGCAGAAGAUGGGAAGGUGACAUAUCUCAUGAUCACCUCGCUAAAGGGGACGGAGCUCAAGACUCGUUUCAAACGUGAUCAGAACCUCAGGCUCGAACAUAUCCCGAUACGACCCAAUGAUCCGCAUCCGGACAAUGGGAUGCUCCUUAGUCUCGAGGAUGUAGCGCUCGCGUUGCGGAAGAAAUCUUAUGUCAAGACGAAAACGCAGUACCGAAUUCGAGUCGCGUCCCUGCGGCCUUACGAGCGUAGGGGACCCGAAUAUAUCUUGUCGCGAAAGUCUUAUCAAGAUUUAAUCGACUAUUCCAAAUUUACUCCUCCGGCUCCCCACCCCUCGCAGAGUACCGUCUCUUCCCCUGGUCGCGUGUGGAGUUACGGCCAAGCCAUACCGAUUGCUCGAGAGCGUAGCGGUAGCUAUAGCGAGUAUGUAUCUGCUCAAAGACAUUUGGAAAGUGCUGCGGUGAGCCCGCCCCGCCUCCACUACGUGCCGACCGCGAACACAAACUUGUCCCGGUACACCCGUACCGCUGUCCGGGGCGAACGAGAUCCGCUGCUCGCCCAAUCAUACUCUCGCGGUUCGUAUUCUAGCUAUCCAGGCAGCUAUUCGAACAGCCAUCCUGCAUACACGUAUGGAACCUCGGGUCGGGCUGGAUACCAGAGUUCAACACCUACGGUACGAUUCGACGCCGAGGGAGGCUGGAAGAAGAUAAAGAUACUCUUCUGGACCCUCUUCGGAAUCUCGGCAGCGCUUAUAGGAGCGUACGGAGCGUACCGUGGUGUCACCUGGUUGACUGAUGUAGGCAAGCACGCCGGCUCCAUGGUUAAAGGCGAGAUCGAGGAAGUUGGGAAUAAAAUUGGCGACUUGUGGUCAAGCUUAGUAAAGCUAGGGACCCCUUAAGGCUGCUUUACUUCUCCGUCUCUUCUUGUUCUUCUUCUCUUUAUUCUGAAUUCGAGUAGCUUAUAAGCUUCUAUGGUUGCAAUUUCACGGUUUGUAUGGUGCGGGAUGGGUUGCGAAACGGAAAAUGUACAAUUGGCAUUUUGUAUUUGGAUUGGCUUAUAUACGGGAACCCUUGCGGUUAUGGAGUAGAA